Capsicum annuum is the source of this 1685-nucleotide messenger RNA. Its product is annotated as glycerol-3-phosphate acyltransferase 9. The coding region runs from base 344 to 1459 and encodes 371 amino acids. The record is from RefSeq and is a predicted model, not a curated record. Gene Ontology annotation, biological process: triglyceride biosynthetic process. Gene Ontology annotation, cellular component: endoplasmic reticulum. Gene Ontology annotation, molecular function: glycerol-3-phosphate O-acyltransferase activity. NCBI's taxonomy places the organism in Eukaryota, Viridiplantae, Streptophyta, Magnoliopsida, Solanales, Solanaceae. The transcript is spliced from 12 exons.
AAAUCCCCAUCUCAUACAUAAACCGUAACACAAUUUUUCUUUUAAUUUUCUUAUUUGAUGUCCAAUAAACAUAUUAAAUCUCCACUAAUCCAAAUUCACACCAACCAAUAAAACUCAUUCGCAUAGAAUUAGGUAUCAAAAUUUUUUUCAUAUCUAAAUCUCGAAAUGAAAAUUGUCCCACAUCCUCGUUAAGGACAAGAAGGUACUAGGCACCUUUUUUUUUUUUUUCCUUAUUCUCUUCCACACAGUGAGUGAAGCUAGUGAAAUGCUGUGUGUGUAUAUCUAGAGAUUCUAGAGGAACAAAUUCUCUUUUUAUUGAUACUACAUAUUAUAUCAGAAAAGAAUGAAUAAGCUUAAAUCAUCAAGCUCAGAAUUGGACUUUGAUAGACCAAAUCUUGAAGAUUAUCUUCCUACUGCAUCCAUUCAACAACCCCAUGUCAAGCUUCGCCUGUGUGAUUUGCUUGAUAUUUCUCCCACCUUAACUGAAGCUGCUGGUGCCAUUAUUGACGAUUCUUUCACCCGAUGCUUCAAGUCAAAUCCACCAGAACCUUGGAACUGGAACAUAUAUUUGUUUCCUUUAUGGUGCUUGGGUGUUGUUGUUAGAUAUGGAAUUCUUUUUCCUAUAAGAGUCAUUGUCUUGACAAUAGGAUGGAUAAUAUUUCUCUCCUGCUAUAUCCCGGUGCAUUUCCUACUGAAAGGGCACGAAAAGUUCCAGAAAAAGCUAGAGAGGUGUCUGGUGGAGCUGAUAUGCAGUUUCUUUGUUGCAUCUUGGACUGGGGUUGUCAAAUACCAUGGCCCACGGCCUAGCAUACGACCUAAGCAGGUUUUUGUGGCAAAUCACACAUCAAUGAUUGAUUUUAUUGUCUUAGAACAGAUGACUGCAUUUGCAGUGAUCAUGCAGAAGCAUCCUGGUUGGGUCGGACUGCUGCAGAGCACCAUUUUAGAAGGUGUUGGAUGUAUCUGGUUCAACCGUUCAGAAGCCAAAGAUCGCGAAAUUGUAGCAAAGAAGUUGAGGCAACAUGUUGAAGGGGCCGAUAACAACCCUCUUCUGAUAUUCCCUGAGGGAACUUGUGUAAAUAACCACUACACUGUCAUGUUCAAAAAGGGAGCAUUUGAACUCGACUGCACCGUCUGUCCUGUUGCAAUCAAAUACAACAAGAUCUUUGUUGAUGCCUUUUGGAAUAGUAGAAAACAGUCCUUCACAACGCACCUCUUGCAGCUCAUGACAUCUUGGGCUGUUGUCUGUGACGUUUGGUACCUGGAGCCUCAGAACAUAAGACCUGGGGAGACUCCAAUCGAGUUCGCGGAAAGGGUGAGAGACAUCAUUUCUGUAAGAGCAGGUCUUAGAAAAGUUCCUUGGGAUGGAUAUUUGAAAUACUCUCGUCCUAGCCCCAAGCAUCGAGAGAGGAAGCAACAGAGUUUUGCAGAAUCAGUGUUGCAUCGGCUGGAAGAGAAGUAGAGAAUUGGAUGUAUGCUUUGUCUCCGUGUUCACUUUUCUGUGGCCUAUAGCUGUUGCAAUUUGGAAUAGUUUUCACACUAUUCUUCUCAACUUGACAUUUUGUGAAUUUCAUCACUUAGUGAUGGUUCAAACAAAUUUUAGUACAAAGUUGGCAGCAAUUGUCUGUGAAAUUUGCACCAUUAAUGUAGUACAUAUGUGCCGAAAUGUAAGGUGAGGUUGUGUACAA